AUGGAGAUAAGCGAAAAGACUAAAGAAAUAAUUAAUUAAAGAAUUCAAAGUAUAAUAAUGAAUCAAGGUUUGAAAGCAACAAAAAUUUAUUAUCUCAAAAAACUGAAUAUAAUGAUAACUAAAAGGAUAAUUGUGAUCAAAGUAUAAAAGUGUCAAAAGAAUAUGCUCCUUAAAAAUGGCAGUAGAACAAUCAUGUUUUUAUUUAGAAUUAAUCGUUAAUAAACAGAAUAUUAAGAAAGAACAAAGGAAAAAUAAAAGAAAAGAAAUUAAAAAAAUGGAUUUGCAUUAAUGAAUUUGAGAAAUGAUUCAUAAUUAUCAUCUGAAAAUACUAUUAGAAGGAGAAAAAGCCAAAUAGAUUGGUUGUAUUCAACUUAAAUUUAUUCGGAUAAUAUUUUAAUCUUUAAUCGAGUGCAAAUGCAAAACUUAUUUACCCCAACAGAACUAGUUCAUUUUGGUGAAAAUUAAUUACUAUAUGAGACUGAAGAAAUUUAGGAUUAAAAGUUCUUUAAUUAAGGAAUUAUUGAGAGCAAGUUUACGAUUCAGAAGAGCGUUAAAAGGCUUAGGCUGCUUUAUUUGGAUGUUUUGUUGCAAUGUUCUAAAUGUAAAUAAAUAAUUUAAGUUGAAACAAAUUUCAUAAAAUAGACCUAAUCACCAGCUAUAUUGAUUAAUCAUUGCAACUAAAAUAUAAGGAUAGACUUUUUUCAUAGUAAAUGCACUAAAUUAAUUAGAUAAUAAUAAAAACCCAAAUAAUUACUAAAAUUAGAUUGCUCAUGUAGCUUAUGUGGCUAGCAAUUUAGAAAAAAUUGUUAUUAUAAGAGCUGAAUGUGCUUUAAUCUGUGAAUGUGAAAAUGAAAAUGAUUCAAUAUUAAUUUUAGAGAAUCCAUUGUAAUUAAAUGAUGGGAAUUAUAUAAUAUUGGCAAAUGAACCUUAUAGGAAGC
This is a messenger RNA of Paramecium primaurelia, 938 nucleotides long. The record is from the annotation of a GenBank genome assembly. NCBI's taxonomy places the organism in Eukaryota, Ciliophora, Oligohymenophorea, Peniculida, Parameciidae.